AUGGAAACUCGGUACAAUCCAAACAACUGCCUUGGCCUUUUCCUCUUGAAAUACUGGAGGCUCUGGGUCGGGCAGUGGCUGGCGGCACCGAAAACACUAGAGCAAACCAGCCAGAAAGUUAUCCUCCGCUUUCGCAACAUUUCUGGACUAGAAGGUCGCUGCACCACUCAGAUUGAAUCACCUAGCGGCGACCUAGGCCCACCAGCGCGCCAACCAUGUGUUGCUUAUUUCCUCCUCCACAUGCUCGAUUACCUCUCUUUUGGUCUGACAUUGACGACAUGGCUCUUUACCCGUGUAAACUUCCCGCCAAUGGUCAUCACUGGGCUGAUGCAAGAAAUUCACUUGCAGCCGAGGAAAGCGAGGCACUCUGCCAACAAAUGCCUCAACAGAUGCAUGCUUUUGCAGCGGCGUGGUGGCUGCCGACUUGCCAAAUCUCGAUUGGACACCUAUUAUGGCAAGAAUUGCAAAGCACCUCCGAACCUGGGUGGCGUCGGCGAGUCACCGAAAUAG
Cordyceps militaris CM01 is the source of this 510-nucleotide messenger RNA. RefSeq lists its product as uncharacterized. Bases 1 to 510 code for a protein of 169 amino acids. The transcript has 3 exons. The record is from RefSeq and is a predicted model, not a curated record. NCBI's taxonomy places the organism in Eukaryota, Fungi, Ascomycota, Sordariomycetes, Hypocreales, Cordycipitaceae.